This is a messenger RNA of Rhopilema esculentum, 4027 nucleotides long. RefSeq lists its product as uncharacterized. Gene Ontology annotation, molecular function: DNA binding. The record is from RefSeq and is a predicted model, not a curated record. Lineage: Eukaryota; Metazoa; Cnidaria; Scyphozoa; Rhizostomeae; Rhizostomatidae.
UCUGGCAGUACAUUCACCAUCAGGAUUAGGACAAGAAAUGAUUGAAAACAAAGCAGACAUCUUAGUUCCACAUCUGAAGGAUUUUCAAACCAAAGUCCAAUCAUUUUGCAAACAUCGUCAGCAGUAUCAACAAAACCUGCCAUUUUCAUGCCUCCAAUGAGCACAUCAUUAAAUAACCUUGCAGGACAUCCUCCUGUUCUGCAGGUUGGGCGACAACAGUUUGUUCUCAAUGUGAUAAGCAGAUGUGAAAAAGAAACACAGACACAAAAACAGUUUGAAGGACAAUCAGAUGAUACAAGAACUUGCUAUAUUGAGAAAGGAGUUCAAGCCAACAUACCAUUAAUGCCAGAGUUUGAAGGAACAGUGCCUGCAAAUCUACCAAAUGGUAAAAAAGUGAAAUAUGCUGAUGCUAAGGAGAAAACCAAAUAUGCAGUAAAAAGGGCUGGGAAGAAAUUGUUUGACCAGUUUCUUCAGCAACUUGAUGAUAUAAGUGGUGGAUGUGCCCAUCAACUCUUGUCUGACAUAUAUAGACCAAAGGACUCUAUCAUGGCAACGAACUACGAGAAGAUUCUGGCCAGCAUCGGCACCCUGUAUAAAAACGUUGAAAGAGGCAACCGGCAAGAGAGGCUGCGCCUGCUCAGCACCGUUGCGUUGCAUGCAACAAACGAGGCUCUGAAGCGUUAUUUUCAAAGAAUGUCGAAGAAGGGUGAUAUUGUGAGUGUGAACGAGGCGGAAAUUGUGCAGGCUAGAGAGUAUGCUAAGCAGUUCGGACCAGGGACUCACGUGAUGCCGGUGGGGCAAGUUUCGUGGAAGAAUCUGGUUACAAGUGGAAUGAUGGAAUCAGCAGAAGAUGAAGAUGCAAACGAAGCGGAUACAGAAAAAGGAGACGAAAAGGACAACGCGGUAAGAGCCUCAAAAGGGGACCAGGUUGACACAAAGAUCAUCAGUGAAGGCGAGAAAUUGAAUGUUGAGGAUGACAAGGGACAGCUUGAUGGAAGUUCCGAGAAUUCAGGUUCCCCAAGUGGAGGGCUAAGUCCUGACACACAGGCUAUGGGGAAAGACAAAGAAAAAAAAUUGAUUACUUUCGAGAAAAUGAAUCCAUCAGAGCAAGGAUCUGCAGAAAAGAAACAAAAACAGUUGGUUACUUUCAAAGUUACUGUGCGGCAUUCAAAGGAUAAAACAGGUGAUGGGACGGAGCAAAAGGGGGUCGUUAACGAUGACACGGCUGAAAAUGAAAUGAAAGCGAAUUCAGGCAACGCAGAUAAAGGUGAAGAAAAAAAUGUCAACACGGAAAAAUUGGCAGGGAGAAGGAAUGGGAAGCCGUGCCACGAUUCUGGCAAAGAGGAUAGUAAAAGCCAAGUGAAGAAACGAAGACGAAAUACUUUUAGUGCUGGAACAACGGAAAAAUCGAAAAGGAAAAGUGAUGUCACGAAGUCAGAUGACAAGGACGGGGAUAUGCGGGAAAAGCGCAGAAGAACCGCUUUUAGUAAUGAAAGGAAAAUGGUGUUAGAGAAAUACUUCGAAAAAAGUAUUUAUGCUUCGAAGCUUAUGGUGGAAGAAAUCUCAAGAGAACUGAGUAUAGACAGGAAAAAAAUUGAUAACUGGUUCAGAAAUCGAAGAAGUAAAUUGAAAAAGGACGAAGAGGAAAGGUCGAGACGAGAUGUCGAAAUGAAGGAAAGAAAAGGAUGGAAUAAGGAAAACAGUAAAAGUAGCUCAGUUGACGCAAAGGAACCGGACAUCCGCAACAUAUCGCAGUCCAGUAAUGGCAAUCCGGAAGAGGGCCAGGGAAAUGGCAGUCCGGAAGUGGACCGAGUUAAUUGCAAUCCGGAAGUGGACCGGGGUAAUGGCAAUCCUGAAGUGGACGAGAAAAAAGAAAAUGCACAGACAAAAGGCAGCGAUGCAGAACCGGUUGUUGCUGGAAAGGAGGACAAUGUUUCCGCUACAAAGAUUGAAGAGGGUGAACAACGGACGUCGGCAAAUAAUGUGGAGGCAGAGGGCAUUGAGCCGUCAACUGAAAAUCCUGUUACUAAACAAAUUGAACAUGUCAGCACUGAUGUCAAGAGGCCGCGUGAUUCUCAAACGCUUCAUCAAACGGCAGCGUGUCAAAAUUCGCAAGAAGCAUAUGAAGUUAAAGAAAAACCAGACCAGGGACAACGCGCCGUUAAUAAAAAAUCCGGUUCAAUUUCCAACGAGUUUUUUUUGUCUCCUGAUCAGAAUGCAACGUGUACAGUUUCUAAAAUAACUUCGGACUCAUCACAUGAUCUAGAAAAAAAUUUAUUAAACAAAGAUAGAUCACAGCUGAAAAAUGACUUACGAACUAAAUCGAAAACAGCCUCGGCAAGUGACAAAAUCAGUGAUUUGUCAAGUGAAAGUAACUGCGCAAUUAUAAAUAAAGAAAAUGAACAGACUUCAGCCAAUGCUACGAGCAAUGACAGAAUGUCGCUAUUGGCUCCUCCAGUCUUAUCAGGUUUGGCUUCACCAGUCGUAUCGGACUUGACUUCACCAGUCGUAUCGGACUUGACUUCACCAGUCGUAUCGGACUUGACUUCACCAGUCAUAUCGGGCUUGACUUCACCAGUCGUAUCGGUAUUGGCUUCACCAGUCGUAUCGGACUUGGCUUCACCAGAUCCUAACGCAAUCGUUUUGGCUCCGUCGGUUAUAUCGCAGUCCCGCAGUGGCGAGACUUUUUUAAGCAAACCAGAAUGUUACCUAGAAAGCCGUGUUGUUCCCGAGACAUCUUGGUCCUCUGUGAUUGACGAGUACGAUGUGGAGGUGAAUGGCGAUGAAUCUGAUGCACCGGAAGAUCUUGCUCUUGCUUUGAACAACGAUCCGGAUUUCAUGAAGGACUUGAAUGAGCUGAUGGACAUCGCCAAGGCCUGAAGCAGAAGUACGAUCAUCGUAUUGAUUAGUCAAUGUUUUUAAGUUACGUCGCUGUUGCUAGGUUUGUAGAUUUUCACGAGGUAUAGAUUUGUACAUUCUAAAAGCGAAUUAUCGAUUAUUCCAGUCAUAACAAGGCCAUCUCCCUUUCUGCUUCUUACCUGGAGUUUGGACGUCCUCCUUCCUCAUUAUUCAUAAAGGCUGUUUCGUUCUUUUUAUAAAUCGUGUAUUUAAUUUUGAUGAAAAUACGCAAUUAAGUUUGAUUUAGUGUCUUAUUCAGAUUAAGUUGUAAAUUUAUUGGCAUUUUUAUUCAGUUUUGCAUAACCUUUAGCAUGUCGGUCUCCAAACCCGAACAACUUAUUCUCCGCGGUGUGCCCAGAGGUGGAAAUAGGCACAAAUUUAGUGGAAUUUUCCAUGUAAUAAAUUUCAUAUCAAAUCUACUUCAAUUUUUUAUAAAGAAGCAAAUUGAAUCUCUAGCCCACACAUAACUUAAUAUGUCUUUGUGAAGUGGUGGUGGAAACUGUUGACAAAUUUAUUUCAUAACAUCUCGACAUAUUUUUAUCAGUUUAUACUAGUCUUUUUAGUUGAAGGUAGUUGCAGGAAAUUUAUGACAAAUCUUCGUGGCUUAAUACGUAAAUUUAAGAGAAAUUUUCAUUUAGAUUUCGGUGAACUUCUGGCAAAUUUUACCAAAAUUUGACCACCGUCUGACUGUUUUCCCGCUACGACGAAAGCCACAUUUGUACGAAGUCCUAUUUAUUAAAAUCACUUAGACAUUAAAAUUUUUCUUACCGUAAUUUCAAGUUUAUUAUUUAUGGAUGUUGUGGAUGUUUCUUCAGUCUUGAACAAUAAUAACAAUUAAGGACUAAAUGUAAAAAACUACUUCUCCUCAUCCAUUCGCCAUGCACCUUCCCCCCAUUCUAAAUCCUAUUUUAACACCCUUUCCCUCACCCAUGACCCCCAUACCUUAUCCAUUUUUACCAAAAUUCUCCCCAACAUGACCAUGAUCCGAUAAAAACGCUUUUCAUCGUUUUUUUCUUUGUAGUCUUGCGUUAUCUGUAGAUUGCGGCCAUUUUUUAUUCAAUCUGAGAAAGAUAAACUUGCCACAAGUUUGAAUUCUUUUCACUUUUUAAUGAAAAAUGUUUAACAGGUA